AUGACAAAUUUUAACAAAAAACAAAUUAACGCCCUAUUGCCUUUAUGGAGUUACAAAACGAAGAAGGGUUACUAUGAUUAUAUACAAAGGAAAGUUUUAUUUCCCUCCUUCUCACAGGCUUGUUCAUUCAUGAAGGAAAUGUUCACGGAAAAUGAGAAGAUGAACCAUCAUUGCAAAUACAUAAAUGACUAUACUAAAGUUAAAAUAAAAAUGUACACACACAGUAAGAAUUGUGUUAGUGCAAAGGAUGUAGCCUUUGCAAACAUUGUUGAUAGGGCACUAAAUAAUUAUGAACAUACAGUGAUAAAAGAAAAUAAUUCUGACGGGAUGACAGACACAUGA
Messenger RNA from Plasmodium gonderi, 342 nucleotides. Its product is annotated as pterin-4a-carbinolamine dehydratase. Gene Ontology annotation, molecular function: 4-alpha-hydroxytetrahydrobiopterin dehydratase activity. The record is from RefSeq and is a predicted model, not a curated record. NCBI's taxonomy places the organism in Eukaryota, Apicomplexa, Aconoidasida, Haemosporida, Plasmodiidae. The coding region runs from base 1 to 342 and encodes 113 amino acids. The transcript has 2 exons. Gene Ontology annotation, biological process: tetrahydrobiopterin biosynthetic process.